Molecule: messenger RNA, 2009 nt
Organism: Anopheles nili
Lineage: Eukaryota; Metazoa; Arthropoda; Insecta; Diptera; Culicidae
Gene: r-l
Product: uridine 5'-monophosphate synthase
Exons: 3
Coding region: 230-1723 (497 amino acids)
Biological process (GO): 'de novo' UMP biosynthetic process; 'de novo' pyrimidine nucleobase biosynthetic process
Molecular function (GO): orotidine-5'-phosphate decarboxylase activity; orotate phosphoribosyltransferase activity
Source: RefSeq, a predicted model, not a curated record
ACAGUAGGCCAGGCUGCAGCAUUAGGCACAAAGUUUUUACCAACCUGAUAGCGAAUCCGCAAGCGAUAAAGGUCGCGUGUUUGUGCACAGGAACGCAAAAAAAAACCGCGUGGCAGCACCGUCCUCCAGUAACCCUUUUCCUGUUGUCUUCCGGCGUAAACCACGUGCAUUCCGGUUCAGGCGCAUUUCGUCCCGGAAGUGUGUCAAAGUAAGCGAAACCAAGGCGAAAAUGGUGAACGAUGAGAGGAUGAAAGCGCUCGGCUUGCGUCUGUUCGAGAUCAAUGCGUUCAAAUUCGGUGAUUUCAAGAUGAAGGUGGGCAUCAACUCACCGGUCUACUUUGAUUUGCGCGUCAUUGUGAGCCACCCGGAUGUGAUGGACACACUGGCCGAUAUGCUGCAGGAAUUCAUCGCCGAUAAGAAACUGAACACGUCCGGAGGACACUUGUGUGGCGUCCCGUACACCGCACUCCCGGUGGCGACGCUCAUCUCAAUUAAGUCCAAUAAACCGAUGCUGAUACGGCGCAAGGAGGCGAAGAAGUACGGCACCAAGAAGCUGAUCGAGGGGAAGUUCGGUGCUGGGGACAAGUGUCUCAUCAUCGAGGAUGUGGUCACGUCCGGAUCCAGUAUUUUGGAGACGGUGGACGAUCUCCGAUCUGAGGGUUUGACCGUUACUGACGCGAUCGUUGUGGUCGAUCGUGAGCAGGGUGGUGUCCAGAAUACGGAGGAACGUGGCAUAAGGAUGCAUUCGCUGUUUACGCUGUCGUACCUGUUGCAGGUGCUGCUGGAGGCGAAGCGGAUUGAGGAGAGCACGGUUAAGGCGGUGGCCAAGUACAUCGAAGCCUGUCAGAUCCGAAGCGAUGGUUCGUUCAUGAAAAACGGCACCAAGGUCGUGAACGAGCUUUGUCGCACGGGCAUGACUUUUGAGGCACGGGCCGAUCUGGCCAAAUGUCCACUGGCAAAGGAGCUGCUCCGGUUGAUGGCGACGAAGAAAACGACGCUCUGUCUGGCGGCUGAUUUGACCAGCAGCGAGGAGAUCCUGAACUUAGCCGAUGCGGUUGGACCGUACAUUUGCCUGCUCAAGACGCACUGCGACAUUGUGGCCGAUUUUAGCGAGCAGUUCGUGCGGUCACUGCAGUCUCUCGCUCGGCAGCACAACUUUCUGUUGCUGGAGGACCGGAAGUUUGCGGAUAUCGGGAAUACGGUCGCGCAGCAGUACGCCGGAGGGAUGUAUCGGAUUGCGGACUGGGCCGACCUGGUGACGGUACAUUCGCUGCCCGGCCAGGGCAUCCUGAAGGGGCUGAAAGCGGCCAUCACCGGUGAGCGAUCGCUCGACACCCGGGGCGUGUUUCUGCUGGCCGAAAUGAGCACCGAAGGCGCGCUUACGGACGAGAAGUAUUCCACGGCGACGAUGAAAAUGGCCACCGAGCUGGACGCGGACUUUGUGGCGGGUAUCGUGUGCCAGAGCAAGGAUCUGGUCGUAGCACCUGGCCAACUGCAGCUUACACCGGGCGUAAAGCUGGAGGAAGGCGUGGACGGACUCGGCCAGCUGUACGAUAGUCCGGAGCGUGUGGUGAAAGACCGUGGGGCGGACAUUUGUGUGGUCGGACGUGGAAUUCUUUCCUCAAAAACACCCGCCGAUACGGCUCGUAUUUAUCGCGACCGUUUGUGGGAGGCGUACUGCGAACGGAUCGGAUCGGUGGAAACAAACGGUGCCUCUAAAUGAGCUCCUAACACGCCCGUCUCCGCGAGAUAAUGAACUACAUCUUUCUGUAUUAACUCUGCCCACCCGGAACAACGCCCCAUUCUACACGAGAACAACCUUCGAAAAGUGCAACGAAAAACUAAUUAUCAACCGCAACCGAUUGUGAUACGAUCUGAAUAUUCCUUUAUUUUGAAACGAAAAAGAAAGAUUAAAAAUACAAUGCAUUUAAACUGUACAGUAAAUCUCCGUCCGUGCACGAUACUAUUAUUGCGUUAGUUCAUCUGUCCGAAAUCUACAAUCUAAACAC